AUGCAAGCCUCAUCUAGUGGACAAUUUGAAUCCGAUGGAGAGGGUUCUGAUUUUUUGACAAAUAACAAUAAUAUUAAUGGUGGAGGUGGAGGAACCAAUGGUGCUCCCUUAGCAAAUCCACAACAAGCAAUGAGUAAUGUCGGAACGAGUAGUGUUGGUUCGACAGUUUCAACUAAUACCGAUUCUAAUCUUUCAAAGAAUGUUGUGUCCAUGUUUAGAGAUCAAUUCAUUGGAUUUAUGAUAUCAUUCAAUGCAAAAGUAUCGAGAAUUUCCAAGCUAAAGUAUGGUAUCCUUAAUAUUUUGAUAUAUGUGUACUUGUGGUACGUUACAAUGGUACUCUCCUCUUGUCCUUCAAGAAUUGAUGAAGAAACAUCUGCAUCUGCAUCAUCAUCUUCAACAACAUCUUCCUCACAUCACUACUUGUGGGGAGAAAUACCAGGUUGGAUUCAUAGAGCCUUAUUCUAUCCCAUAAAUUUUGGCGUAGAACAUUACCCUUACGAGCUAACAUUGACAAUAUCUGCGCUAUAUCUGCUUGCUGAGGUUAUUUGCAUUGGACUCUUAGUUCUCUUUCAAGUGGCCAAGAAUAAGGGAAGCAAAUGGAGUGAAAAGAUUAAUUCAAUUGCUUCCAAACUGAUACUUUUCCUUAUUGUGACUUCACAUUUUGCAUUGUGGAUUCAUACAGUACCUAUGGCACCACUCGAAUCAAUACCACUAGGACACGGUUCAUCAACAAUAACGAGUAGUUCAUCAUCAUCAAAAACAUCUUCUUCAGCAGAGGAGGACACUUAUCUUUACUAUUAUCCUUCUCUUUCAAUUAGUUCAACAGUGAAUAUUAUUUUCAUAGUGAUUGGUGCACUUGGUGUGGUUUGCAAUGUUGGAGUGACACUGUUGGGAUUCAUUCUCACUGCAGAAACUGUUCCACCAAUGAAGAAAUAUUCCUUAUUUUCAAUUGAUAGAGUGGAGCCAACAGCUGUUCUUCUUUUCACAAAUCAAUUGAGUGUAAUUGUUACUGUUAUUGUAACUUCUCAUUUGGCAGUCGUGUCGAGUGCAUUCAAGAUUGUAAUCUCUGGAAUAUGCUUGAUUUUCUUCAUGAACAAAAUACCCCACUACAGAAAGUGGGAGAAUUCUUUAAUGGUGGGAGUAAUGUUUGGAAAGACUUUGGGAAGUAUUGGACCUCUUGUUUCUGAUCUAAUAGUCUCGGGCGAAACAAAUGCAACUACUCUUGGAGGAGCACUAACUGGUGUCACUAUUGGAUUGCAAGUAAUUGGAUUCAUUAUAGGAUUCAUUGGAUUUUACAUUUAUCUAAGCAUGAUAACUAGGUCUGUUCGUAAAUUCUUAUUAUCAGAAUUUGAGGAUAAGAAGAAGGAUAAAAUAGGAGCACAACAAGCAUUUGCCUAUUUUGAAGAGAAUAAGAAUAUGAAGAAGCUGUCACUCUAUAUCAAAUUAUCAAUGGGAGAAAAUGGUUCUGCAAACUUUAAUGUGGCCACUCGAUUUGUGAGGAAUAUUGGUGUUUCCAGAAGUAUGACCAAUGUGGAUUUCCUCAUUACAGCAGCCAUAUUCUCUGCAUUCCAUCCGGAUGUAGAUGACCAAUUUACAUGCAUUGCCAAUGCCAUUCAUUUACUUCAGAGAGCUCAAAAACAACAUCCAUCACUCUCGUUCAAGUACAUGAUCAUGUUAAGGCAUAAGGAAAUUGAGGAGAAUAUGAAUACCAUAUCUGCUAUUAAUAUUGAAUUGAGACAAAUGUUACAGACAUUGGAUAAGAAACAACACUUGUUACAAUAUUUCCAUAGAGAAUUUUACAAGGAACUUUUGAAUGAACAUCCUUCAUUGUCCAAGAUGGAAAAUAUCAAUAGAACUAUAUCCAUUAUAGUUCAGGAUUGUGAUCUCAAGUUUAGAAAUUUACUAGUCUCCCAUCCUAAUGAUAAAACCCUAUUGAGAUCGUACGCCUGUUACUUGGAAACUUGUAGGUGGGAGAAGGAGCUAGCAGCUGAAUACUAUGAUGAUGCCAAUCAAAUUGAGGAAGAAGAGGCAAGAAAACACCAUCAUAAGAAGGCAAAGAAUAACUUUAUGAGUAGUGACUUUUCAAAGAGAAGAGCCAUUCCAACAGCAUCAAACAAAGUCGUACCAAUAUCCAAUAUGGCUGCUAAUUUCGAUCGUAAAAUUAAUGCCUCACUGGAUUUUGAUGUUGUGGAGAAAUCGUUAGAUCAUAAACAUGAUGAAGAAAAUUGGGAAUCAGUAUCAAAUGCAGAGGAGUUAUCUAAGAAGGAAGACUUGUUCAGAAUUGCAAUCAACACUGAGGAUGACCAUACUUUUACCAAAAUUUGGUUUUCCAUAUUCACCAUGUUCUCUAUCAUUGUCAUUUCUGUAAUUAUUGGUUUUGGAAUGGGCCAGCUCAAGAUUACAACAGACAGAGUUUCACUGCAAGAGAAGGUUUGCUCACUGAGUGGAAUUCCUUACCUCAUUGUUUCACAAUUAAGAUCAGUGCAGUCCAUCUAUAGAUUCUCUUCCUCUUCGUGGGAGCAAACUCUCAAGGUACCACUGGUUGCAAAUAUAGCAAAGAAUCAAUUAAGCAUGUUGAUGGAGAAGGUACAACAUGUCAAAGAUGCCUCAAACAAUGGUGAAUUUGUUCCCGAAGUUGUUGAAAUGUACAAUGAAGUUCGUUGGACGAAUAUCAUUCCUAUUAAACAACAAACAGAGGAAACAAGCAUUCCAUUGUACCAUAAAGUGAACGGAUCGAUUGCAGAGUUUGUCGAAUCCAUGUUGACACAAGCUCAUGAACUUGAGAAACAGUUUGAUAAUUUACAUGUAUUGAAUGUUACCAUGUCAAAUUAUAACUUUUUAUACUAUUAUUUGGGAAGAACUGAAAUGACAGAAGCUUUUGACUAUUUUUGUUCUACCUUCAUCAAGAGUUCAGAAAGCACAGAAAUAGAAGGUCAAAAAGAGUUUUACAUUCUCUGUGGUGUUUUGAUGGGUACCUAUGCUCUACUUGCUUUGAUUUAUGUAAUUGUUUUGAGAACUCAGCUUUUACAAACAUUGAGAAUUAUUAGAUGUAUAUUCAAGAAGAUUCCAAAAGAAGAAAGUGGCAAAAUUUUUCAUCGUUUUGAUAAGAAACUCUAUGAUGAAAUACAUAAGGAAAAUAGAACAGUGUUGACACCUAAGAAUCUCUUCCUUGUCACUACCAUUUUGAUUAUUUUGAUAACAUUCCUUGUGUGUAUAUUGAUCAUUAUUGAUUUCGAACAGGGAUCACAAGAAAUUAUGUCCACAAUGGUGACAGUCUCAUCGCUAAAUGAUGUUAUUACCAUUUCUUCAAAGGUUACCUUUACGUUGAAUGAGUUAAUCACAAAAAGUAUAAUCAUGAAUGAAAACUGGAUUGAUUUGAGAGAUAGAAACUUGGAAGAUUUGAAACAAGCUGCCAUAGCAUGGAGAGACAUUACCAUUGGUGGCAGUGAAAAUAAUUUCAAGCCAACAGUGUUUGGUAUUUUACCUGAAAUUGAUGACUUGUUGGAUGGAACCUGCAGCAAUAAGACAUUCCAGGUGUCUGAACCUCUCAAUUACACAACAGUCAUGUCAGAAUUGAGUUGCAGAGGAAUGGAUCAAUUGUUGAAUAUAUUUAUGGAUAGAUCCUAUGAAUUGAGUCAAGAUUUUUAUUCUAAUUACUAUGAUAAGGAAAGUGCUAUGGAGUUGUACUUUACUUACAUUUAUUUCCUCUCUGUAACUUUCUCAGACAAGUUAUUGGACUUGAUAAGUGUGUAUGUGAAUUUCGCAAAGCAUCCAGAAGUUGCCUUAGCAGCGGCAUCGACUUCUGUUGGUUUGAUAUUAAUUAUCAUGUUGAGCUACUUUGCCUAUUCAAAUAUUUCAUCCUAUUGGAUGGAAAAGCAAAAUUUAAGAAGUUUGUUAAAUUAUAUUAAUUGGGAAUUGAUUGAACAAAUAGACGAUUUGAAGCAGUAUGCAGUUUCACAUAGAAUUAAGGAAAAUACCUAUCAAAGUUUGGAAAAGGUUUCUAGCAAAAUUUCCAAGUUCAAUGUUUUCAAAUUUGAAGAUGGUGACGAUGAAGAAUCCAACGAUCCAUUGGCCAUGACCAAAUCUAUUCUAUUGGCUGCAGCUGAUGGCAGUAUCGUUUGUAGUUCAAAUGGCUCUAUUACAAUUUUUAAUCCAGCAGCUGAAGACAUGUUUGGUUUGAAAGGAAGCGAAGUCAUGGGAACACACAUCACUGAUCUAUUCUCCAUUCAAGAUCAACCUAAAAUUGCAAAUUUGCUCAAAUCCAUGAAUAGUUCACUAAGUGCCUUCUCUGAAACAUUCGAAGCAACAGCUAUCCGAAAGAACAAGACAAUCUUCUCUGUGAAACUCUCAAUGAGUGUUUGUAUCUUUAUGAAGAAGGCCAUUGUUUCAUGUUUCGUCAAGGAUAUUACCCCAGAGAAGAAACAAAAUGCUCUCAUUGCUGAAGAAAAGAAGAAGAGUGAAGAUUUAUUAUUGAAUAUUUUACCACUUCCAGUCGCAAAUCGAUUAAAACAAGGUGAAACAUUCAUUGCUGAAAAGUUUACAGAUGUCACUGUAUUCUUUUCUGAUAUGGUUGGAUUUACCAAAAUGUCAUCAGGAAUGGAACCAGAUCAAUUGGUUAAAAUGUUGAAUACCAUCGUUAAUGAAUUUGACAAGCUGACAGAAAAGUAUUCCAUUGACAAGAUUAAAACUAUUGGAGACGCCUAUUUUAGUGUAGGUGGUUUGCAUGCUUCCAAAUCAAGUGAUCACCCAGAAAGAAUGUUAAGAUUCUCAAUUGAUAUCUUUUUCUUUUUGAACAAAUUCAACACAGAGACCAACAACAAGAUUAACCUAAGAGUUGGCCUUCAUACUGGUGGUUGUGUGGGUGGUGUAAUUGGCAGUAAAAAGUUUGCCUAUGAUUUGUGGGGUGAUACCAUUAAUACUGCCUCGAGAAUGGAAUCUACAUCCAUUGCUGGAAGAAUUCAAUUAUCCAGAUCUACCUAUGAGAGAGUUUUUGAUUUGGAUUUCCAAUUUGAAGAAAGAGAUGGAAUUGAAGUAAAAGGAAAAGGAUUAAUGAAAACCUAUCUAGUCCAUCAAAAACACCAUCCAAUUGCUUUUGAAGAAGAACACGAAAUGACUCCAAUUAUUAUUGAACCACAAACUUGUCAUCCUCCAUUAUUGGAAUCAAACAACAUGUCAACACCACUUCUUGAGGAACAUUUGGAAAACAAUGAUGAAACCCUAGAUAGUAGCAGUGGAUAUGAUAAUGAUAAAUCCACAACACCCAUUCCCAUUGGAGGUGGCAACAACAGCAAAUCUCCAUCAUCGUCAUCAUUAAAAUCCUCACCACCAACCUUUUCCUCCUCUCCCAAUACUUCAACUUUUCAUUCCAUAAGUAAAAAUCAAGCAUCAGCAGUUCCUUCAACAUUGGUUUUUACUAGAAAUUCAUCGACAGUAUCACCUUCUAGUCCUAUUAGUGCUAGUUAUAGUGGUGCAAGUGGACAGGUUCAUUUUCAAUCAUCAAAUUUAACAUCAAAUGUGACAAGUGAAAGGAAGACUACCAUGUUUCAUUUUGGAAGAAAGAAAUCAGUAUUGAAGGCUACUCCGAUUAUAUCACCUCUUUUGUUACCAACUCCUGAUCAAUCUAAUAAUUCGUUUAGUUUAGGUUCGAAUAAUGCCUUGACAAGUACAAGUAGUGGAAUGUCUUCACAAGGAUCUACUGGAAAUUUGGAAAGUGUUGGGCAAUCAUUAUUGGAAAAUUCUACAAUGGCUACUUUUGCUUCAUGGGAAGAAGUUAAUGGAUCCAUGCUCAAUUCAUUCGAUUCAUUUUCUUCAGUUUCGUCCAAUUCAGGAAGUUUCGAUUCAAAUUACGAAGAAAGUUCGGAACCUUCUAAAAGAUCAAGUGUUGGGAAAUCUAGAAAAUUCACAACAUUUAUUUCGAAAAUAUUUGGAAAGAAUCAAGAAAAUGCAAUUCAAUCAACCUCUCCAAAAUCGAAUAGAAGCAAAGCCAAGUUUCUCAAUUCUCUAUCCGAAACUGAUGAUUUUUUCAGGGAUAGUGCAAUGGGAAUUGAACCAAGUCCUUCACCAUCAACCAGUUCAGGAAGUUUGAAAGGCCACCAUGCAGCAUCCAAUUCACUAGAGCAACAAGAUAGAUCAUUUACAGAUUUGGACACCAAACAAAAAUCAAUGUUUAAUGGAUGGUUCCAAGAGAAGGCCUCCAUUUUGGAAGAUUUAUUCGACAAGGAGGGCUGCGUGUAUUUUUACAAGAAUCAAAUCAAACCAGGUCAGAAUAAGAAGAGAUCUUCCACCACUCUUAAUCUCAGUUCGAAUAGUUCAAGUAGUAAUGAAGGAAAUGACGAUGAUGGAAAUGGUGAUCUCUCCAGGGAGGAAGAUGUUUUUGUUGAGAGAUUUUUUAGUUGUAAGAAUUCGGCCAUUACAAUUUUCGAGAAGGGAACUAAGGAUUCUCCUGUCAAGCAUUCAUUCUCAUGGAAUCAGAAUGUUACAUUUAGUUUGGUUCCUACUGAAAAAUCAUUUGAUACAGUUGUUGCCAAGUCGAUUAAGAAAGCCACACGAUACAACAGGUCACAAUAUUUCCUAUUUGAAAUUAGAGUGGAACAGGGUGAUAAUUUCUAUGUGAUGGAUCCACUCAUUCUUGUUGGAUUAGUCAGAACUAAAGAGGAACGUGAUGAUUGGGCUGAUUUAUUCGAAAUUUACUCAAUUUACUCAUCACUCAAUGUGUUAACAGAGGACGAUUUCACACUCUCAUCAACCAUGACAAGAGAGGAAACUCUUCGUGAUUAUUUCAUUCAGGAAUAUGAACUUUUCGAUGAAUAUCAAAAUGAAGUGAGAGAACAAGGUGAAAAUCAACAAAAUUUCAAUAACAGAGGAGAAACUGUAAUGGACCCUCGAUUGUCAACUAUUGAAAAUCCAUUCGAAGAGACAAAUGCAUUCCAGAGAGAAAUGGAAAAGUCAUAUACUUUUUUGAUUCAAUCAUUUGAUCCAUAUCUAGCAAUUAAUUCUCAGUCUCAAUAAAUGUGUACAAUAAAUUUAAUUUACAA
Molecule: messenger RNA, 7034 nt
Organism: Naegleria gruberi
Lineage: Eukaryota; Heterolobosea; Eutetramitea; Acrasida; Naegleriidae
Exons: 5
Coding region: 1-7008 (2335 amino acids)
Biological process (GO): intracellular signal transduction; receptor guanylyl cyclase signaling pathway; cGMP biosynthetic process
Molecular function (GO): guanylate cyclase activity; peptide receptor activity
Source: RefSeq, a predicted model, not a curated record